GCUACCAGGGCCCCCCCGUUUGUAUAAACAGGAACACUCUCUGAAUCUCACACGCUUUUGCCCUUUGAGAUUCCUUUUCAGCUUCGCUCUGCUCGCUCUCUCUCGCUGCAGAGACCUUCACUGUGCUUCAGCAGGUAAAAUCCUCAAUCGUUUUCGCUGGUUUGGUGAAUCCAACAGUUGAACCCAAGCUUCCAAUCGAGGAGAGCCUUUAGACUCAGCGGAAACAUGAUUAAGCUAUUUAAAGUGAAGGAAAGGCAGAGGGAGAUUGCAGCAAAUGCCAAUGGAAAACCACCUGUUAAGAAGCAAAGUGCAGGAGAAUUACGUCUUCACAGAGAUAUCAGUGAGCUGAACCUACAAAAAACAUGUACCAUAUCAUUUCCCAAUGGCAAAGACGACUUGAUGAACUUUGAGGUUACUGUUCGCCCUGAUGAAGGAUAUUAUUUAGGUGGCACAUUUAUGUUCACGUUUCAAGUUUCUCCUGUCUACCCUCAUGAGGCGCCAAAGGUCAAGUGCAAGACAAAGGUCUACCAUCCUAAUAUUGACUUGGAAGGAAAUGUCUGCCUCAACAUUCUAAGAGAAGAUUGGAAACCUGUUUUGAAUAUCAACACUAUAAUAUAUGGACUAUUUCAUCUUUUUACGCAACCCAAUUAUGAAGAUCCCCUUAAUCAUGAUGCAGCAGCCGUUCUAAGGGAUAACCCGAAGAUGUUUGAGUCCAACGUGAGAAGGGCGAUGGCUGGUGGGUAUGUGGGGCAAACCUUAUUCCCACGCUGCAUGUAGAGCUGCUUGUAUUUAAACACCAAAUUCAUCCUUAAAUGGUUGGUCAAGGGCUGUACAUUUGGUCGUUAAAGCUUCUAUUCUAGUGUGCUGCUGGGACGCAAAUUCUUCGGAUCGGGCAAGGGUAAGAGAGCUUACCUGUUGUAACUUUGUGAAAUGUUUGUGAUAUUGGCUGGAAACAUUAUAUAUUUUCAUAAGUGUGACGAUGAUCAUUGGGGAAUUCUGGAAUUGAGGUUCAAUCAUGUAUUUAUUAAAUUUGUUUCCUAAAUUAAAAUGGGAAAGAAGAUGCUUUUUCCCCACCUUAUUGCCCUAA
This is a messenger RNA of Prunus dulcis (almond), 1087 nucleotides long. RefSeq names its product NEDD8-conjugating enzyme Ubc12-like. Lineage: Eukaryota; Viridiplantae; Streptophyta; Magnoliopsida; Rosales; Rosaceae. Bases 226 to 777 code for a protein of 183 amino acids. The record is from RefSeq and is a predicted model, not a curated record. The transcript has 7 exons.